Prorocentrum cordatum is the source of this 1446-nucleotide messenger RNA. The record is from the annotation of a GenBank genome assembly. NCBI's taxonomy places the organism in Eukaryota, Dinophyceae, Prorocentrales, Prorocentraceae.
AUGGCGCUGCGCUUCGCGCUGGCGCGAGCGAUGGGCCUCAGCACGUCUGGGGUGCCAUCGCGGCAGGCGCGCAGGCUCGCGCACGCGAAGGGGGCGUGCCAGCGGGUGGCGGCGAGGCCCCAGUCGACCAAGGCCUCUUUCGACUCCGUCCUGCAGGCGAAGGUCGGUCCCGCUGGUUGCGUGGACCUCUGCUUCCACGACGGCGCGGCCUUCCGCUUCCACGCCCUCUGGCUUCGAGACGCGUGCCGCACGGAUGUCUUCGUGAACGCGGCCAGCGAGCGGAUUCUCGGCAAGACGCUGCUCGUGCAGGGGUGCCCAGCCGACCUCCACGCGACGUCGACGCAAACCACUGCCGACGGCGGCCUCCGCGUCGACUUCAGCGACGGCGACAGCGGCAGGUUCGACGCGCACUUCCUCCGCAGCUACGCGGGCACCGUGGCGCACGGCCUGGGCGGCGAGAGCCGGAGGCCGCUCGUCGACACCGACUGGCUCAAGCCGUACUGCGGCUUCCCUGACGUCAGGUCCCCAGGCAAAGCCCAGGUGAACUUGUGGACGAACAGUUCUGGCCCAGCGUUCCAGGAGAUGACCCACGAGGAAGUCGUGGCGCCCGCCGGGAACCUCGAGAUGCUCCAGGUCCUCCUCCGCGACGGCGCCUUCAAGAUCACCGGCGUGCCUUCGCCAGGCCCAGCUGCUCUCCACGCCUUCGCCGACGCCUGUUUCAACGGCCUGCAGAAGGACCCAUCGCGGACGGAGGCGAAUUGGGAGAUUGCGCCGAAGGAGGGCGCUGCCUCGAUUUCCUACGCGCCCACGCUGAAGCUCAAUAACCACACCGACCAGUCGUUGCCCAACCAUGGCAUCCCGGCCCUCUUCCUCGUGAUGCACACGGCGAGGGGUUACGGCGUGAAUACGCUUGUCGACACCUCUGCUGUCUGCGAGGCUCUGCGCGAGCGCGAUCCUGAAGCGUUCGAGCUCCUCAGCCGAUACGGUAGCCCCCAGCGGAGGUUUACCGCUGCGAGCCGGCAAGACGCCGACCAAGGCCACACAGUGAAUUUGUGCGUGAUGUCAGGAAAGCCCAUCAUCCAGCUGGACGACGCAGGGGGCAUCAUUCGCACGCAGUACAACGAGGUCUUCCGGAUUCCGUCGGAGCUUCCGUUCGACAUCUUCAAGCCGUGGUAUGCGGCCUAUCUGAAAUUUGGACAGAUGAUCCAUUCAGAUGAGUUCGUGCGUCGUUUGCGGGUUGAAGCGGGCCAGAUCGUGGUGGUGAACAAUUGGCGUGUGAUGCAUGGGCGCGAUGGCCAUUGGGACGGCACGCACUCCAACAUCCAGUCUGCGGACCGUUUCUUGACGGGAGGCACAGUGACACGGGAGAAUAUGCUCAGCAAGGCCCGUGAACUUUUGCAUCAGGUCCACGGAUCCGAGUUGUAUGGGACUCAGUUAAUUUCGUGA